Molecule: messenger RNA, 4041 nt
Organism: Mugil cephalus (flathead mullet)
Lineage: Eukaryota; Metazoa; Chordata; Actinopteri; Mugiliformes; Mugilidae
Gene: mif
Product: macrophage migration inhibitory factor
Exons: 8
Coding region: 16-612 (198 amino acids)
Biological process (GO): regulation of transcription by RNA polymerase II
Molecular function (GO): cytokine activity; RNA polymerase II cis-regulatory region sequence-specific DNA binding; DNA-binding transcription factor activity, RNA polymerase II-specific
Source: RefSeq, a predicted model, not a curated record
ACAGAGGGAGCGAUCAUGAAGAGGAGGAGGAGGAGGAGGAGGAGGCGGAGGAGGAAGGGAGAAAGGGAGGAGGGAGAGAUCAGCUCUUGCCAGAUGGUUUCCAACAAAACAAGCGAAAGGAGGCGCUGUGGUCCGCGUAAACAUAUUAUGGCGCGAUGCCUUGGAGGAAAAGAGCUGUUUGAUUCUUUUUCCGCCUAUGGCCAGGAUAUCAGCAUCUGCAGCUUCGGUAGAGUGAAGAAAGAGAGCAGCGGUAAGAGCCUAACCAUGCCGAUGUUUGUGGUGAACACCAACGUGGCCAGGAGUGAUGUACCGGCGGCUCUGCUGUCCGAGGCCACCGAGGAGCUGGCCAAAGCUAUGGGCAAACCUGCACAGUACAUUGCUGUGCAUAUCAACCCUGACCAAAUGAUGAUGUUUGGAGGAAAGGGAGACCCCUGCGCACUCUGCUCCCUCCACAGCAUUGGCAAAAUCAGCGGCGCUCACAACAAGCAAUAUUCUAAACUCCUGUGUGGACUGCUUAACAAACACCUGGGCAUCUCGGCUGACAGGAUUUAUGUUAACUUUGUGGACAUGGAUGCCGCCAAUGUGGCCUGGAACAACACUACAUUUGGCUGAGAUGGAAGUGAACAUGCCAAGAUGGAAGAUCAUUCCAGUAUUUUCCUAUGUCAAAGAACAUAGUUAAAAACUGAUUAAAUGAAGAAGCACUCGGCAGUCCAUUAGCCUAAAUCUUAAAAGCACUUAGCUGGACCCUUAAGCUUUGCACUGAUCCUUUCCCCUCUAAAUGCAAUAAAGCAGAUCCUGUAUAGCACAAACGAAUCCUUGUUUUAUUCUCUUCCUACAUUUACAGGCCUAGUGUUCGUUGUUAACUGGAAUCCUAAGUAUGUGAAAUGUGAAUUUAUCCAUGCAAAUUUCUCAACUGUGCUACUCACUACCAUCCAAGAACACUCCGAUAUAUGGGCCCUGGUAGUAAUAUAAAUAUUACUCAUACAGAGGAUUUACCCAAAGGAAUGGGAGAAGAUCUUCAGACUGGAAGGUUUCUUGCAAGCCCUAGGAUUUCCAUGAACUGGAUAACUAACAAUCUAUAAAGACAUGCUCCCUUAAGCACAUGUUUUCUGGUGGAAAAUGUUCCACUUGUCACAACACAAUCUCGUUAUUCUUAAUUUUGGAAAUGAUAUCUGUUGAAAACUGGCCUUUCUCUGCAGUAGUCACAUUACCGGUAUGCAUAUAAUUGUUUAAUUAAUCCGGAGGUUGUUCAAAUCUAGGCCUUCAACGAAUAAUACACUGAACAUUAAUAUACCUUUAUUAAAUCGGUAAUGUAUAUACAUUGUAUACAAUAUACAUUGUAAUAUACUGAUCUUUGAUAGAGAUUGAAGAUUAAUCAGAUCAGAUGAAUGUCAUUAAUGCACGCGUGUUUUUGUGUUUUAAGCAUAGACUGUAUUUCCUUACCGCGUUAACGUCAUCAUUAAGCGCGGCGGAAAACGUUACUGUGCUCUUAUUUUCCACAUCUGUGCCCACAUGCCCUCCCCUCUUUCUUUUUAUGGUUUCAUACAGGUCCUGAGAAAUAUAUCUUGUAUCGCGCAGAUUUACAAAGAAACAGGGCAUCUCACAAGAAUCUGGGGCAUCUGGCGUCUGCUGACGGUCACCUUCAAAGAUGUCUGACUACCUGACAAAAGGGUUUAAGACCCAGCUGACAACAACUAUGGACUCAGUCUUGAGGAGAGCCACCUUUGAGAUAAUGUCGAUUUUUGAAAGUAGCCUGCAUAACCACCGCUUGGAGCUGGCGCAGAAAGGAGAGGAGGUGGCUCAACUCAAAAUAAAAUUGCAGACAGCAGAGCUAAAGCUGAAAGAAGCUGCUCUGAUUAAAACUCCGAUAGAACAAAAGCAGAAAGAGACUGAACGCACUGUGGAUACCCCGGGACAAACUUCUCGUGUUCCUGAGAUUGACUUUGAAGUACCUGAUGACUGGUGCGCUCCCCUGGGCUGUGAGAUCGCGAGCAAGCAAGACGAAGGAGUGUGUCCUAGUGUAAGACUGCGGCCUUUCUCCAUCCCUCUCUGGCACAUUCCGGUCGUCAAGCACGAGGUGGAAAACAAUGACUUCCAUGAGGAUACCAGUGGUGGCAGGAGAUCCAAGAGACAAUUUACAGAUUCCACGUGCGAGACGGCAUUACCGUUGAGUAACCAAAGAACACGUCUGUCUGUGAGAAAUGACGUGAAGAGAUCGCUCCAAGACGAUGUCACCAACACACAUUCUUGCCAACCAAGUUUUGAAAACCGUAAAAGAAAGGCAAGAAAAGAGCAGGAGAACACAGAGAAGAGCGAGAAGAGAGAGCAAAGACAAGAUGCAGCAACUGAACCCGAGUCUAAAGAACAGGUGACAGAGGAAAAUGACGCCCAAAAUAUGUACCGUUGCAAACACUGCAAGAAGAUGUUUGAUACGGAGUUUGGCCGAGAUGUGCAUGCACGAAUGCACAAUACGUGCAGAGGCUGCAGAAAGAUCUUUCCUCUCGCAGGUGCUUUCAGGUCUCAUAAACAAUCUUGUGCAAAACUCCAAAAAUUGUUAGCAAAGCAAGCCACCAGAAAUGGAAUCUCCAAAACUCCCUCUGAAGAAAAAAAAACCCCCGCACCAAACAAAAGACAGGAGAUAACACAAAAACAGAGCGCGCCGUCCUCUAGCACCAACAUUGAAUUAUCCACCCAGAGAAAUAAAUCCACCAAAAAGCACUCGUGUACAUAUUGCAACAAAGUUUAUGACUUCCGCUACAAGCUCCAACAGCACGUUCUUAUUCAUACGGGUGAAAAGCCAUUUCCAUGCAGCAUUUGCCCAAGAAAAUUCCGCCUCAGUCAGACUCUAAAGAUGCACAUGAAGAGCAAACACAAUCUCCAAAAGAAUUCCAGUAAAACAAACAGAGACCUUGCUUGGACCAAACCCUUAGAGGAGACCGAGGAUAAUGGAGACGGCAAAGACGCAAAUCAAGAAAUCAAGGCAAACAACGUUCGAAGAAAGCGCAAAGGAAAGGAAAAGAUAAGGUGGCAAACAAUGGGCAAGUGGUGCCGAAAGGGUUUCACGUGCCUAUUAUGUGAGAAGUUGGUGAAAAACAAAAGAGCAUUAACUGAACACUUUCGCCUCCACGCAGGAGAGAAGCCCCUCAGCUGUGACAAGUGCCCUGAAAAAUUCCAUACAAAAGCGCAGCUGUACGUGCACAAAAAAAAGUGCAGCUCUCCAGUGGUGGCGUUUUAACGCGAGUGCGAUAUGAAGUUCCCGUCGCUUUUGGGAUACAAUUGACAUGGAUCUAAAUGUCAAGAGGUGUAAUGUGAAACACUGAAUUUUGACACGUCAUCUCCCAUAUAUGAAGUGAAACAUGUUAUUUAUGGGAGAUGAAAUGGUCAAACCAGUAUCCCAAAUAUCAAAUCCUCCUCCAGGAGUUUGAAUUAAGAAGCUGCAAUAAUAUGGAAACAUGCGUCUUUAUCUAAUUCAGUAUAUUGAUGUAAAAGUUAAACAUCCAACAUUGCCUUAAAGUGCACCUACUCUAUGAUGAAAACAUCACUGCAGUAGUCUACAGAAGUACAUAAUGAAACGAGAACUACCUCUGUAGAGGCUGUACAGCCAAAUAGCUGCGCUUUUAAAAUCUCCUGUUUCACAGUGUGCAGUACGUUAGCAGAUAGCUCAACCCUGUUUUAAAAUUUUUUUUUUUUUUAAUUAAGUGAAAUUCAACAGGUUUGCCUUCAUCAGAUGUUGUGCUUUUCAAGGUUACAUAAUUUGAACAUGUCACUCAAACAUUCUUCUGAGGAUGUGGUUCGUUGGGGUUUUAUGAUGUUGACUGUAUUUCUUGGAAAAUGACAACGAAACGUUUAUCCUGUAAAGUUCCAGCUGUUUUCCUGGGCUGUUAUUUUGUAUUUUAUGUUAUAUUUUGCUGUGUUUCGUUGUUCAUUGGUAAAUGUAGAUGCUCUUACAAGCUGAUGUUUGUUUUUCCUCACGCGAAGGUGGCGUUGCCAGUGUUACGAGACAUCUUAUUUUAAUUAAUAAAAUUCAAAUUUUACACCUUG